Messenger RNA from Procambarus clarkii (red swamp crayfish), 1062 nucleotides. The record is from RefSeq and is a predicted model, not a curated record. NCBI's taxonomy places the organism in Eukaryota, Metazoa, Arthropoda, Malacostraca, Decapoda, Cambaridae.
AUGUUUACCAAAGCUCUCCUCUACACCACAUGUUUACCAAAGCUCUCCUCUACACCACAUGUUCACCAGAGCUCUCCUCUACACCACAUGUUUACUAGAGCUCUCCUCUACACCCCAUAUUCACCAGAGCUCUCCUCUACACCACAUGUUUACCAGCUCUCUCCUCUACACAUCAUGGUCAUCAGAGCUCUCCUCUACACCACAUGUUCAUCAGAGCUCUCCUCUACACCACAUGUUCACCAGAGCUCUCCUCUACACCACAUGUUCAUCAGAGCUCUCCUCUACACCCCAUAUUCACCAGAGCUCUCCUCUACACCACAUGUUUACCAGCUCUCUCCUCUACACAACAUGGUCAUCAGAGCUCUCCUCUACACCACAUGUUUACCAGAGCUCUCCUCUACACCACAUGUUCAUCAGAGCUCUCCUCUACACCACAUGUUUACCAGAGCUCUCCUCUACACCACAUCUUCAUCAGAGCUCUCCUCUACACUACAUCUUCAUCAGAGCUCUCCUCUACACCACAUCUUCAUCAGAGCUCUACUCUACACCCCAUAUUCAUCAGAGCUCUCCUCCACACCACAUGUUCAUCAGAGCUCUCCUCUACACCACAUGUUUACCAGAGCUCUCUACACCACAUCUUCAUCAGAGCUCUCCUCUACACCCCAUAUUCAUCAGAGCUCUCCUCUACACCACAUGUUCAUCAGAGCUCUCCUCUACACCACAUGUUUACCAGCUCUCUCCUCUACACAACAUGGUCAUCAGAGCUCUCCUCUACACCCCAUAUUCACCAGCUCUCUCCUGUACACCCCAUAUUCACCAGCUCUCUCCUCUACACCCCAUAUUCAUCAGAGCUCUCCUCUGCACCACAUGUUUACCAGAGCUCUCCUCUACACCUCAUGUUCAUCAGAGCUCUCCUCUACACCACAUGUUUACCAGCUCUCUCCUCUACACAACAUGGUCAUCAGAGUUCUCCUCUACACCACAUGUUCAUCAGAGCUCUCCUCUACACCACAUCUUUAUCAGACCUCUCCUCUACCUCAUAAAUUUAUUAAAGUUUACUAA